UGGACAGUUUUGCCUGAGACCUCUUGUUUUUGUUUUCUACAGGGUAUUUUUGUCUUGGGUUUGCCGUAUGCUGUUCUGCACAGUGGAUAUGUCGGGUUGCUUCUCAUCACGUUGGCUGCUGUUAUUUGCUGCUAUACAGGCAAAAUUCUCAUCGCCUGCCUGUAUGAAGAAAAUGAAGAGGGACAGCUUGUCAGAGUGAGGACAUCAUAUGAAGACAUUGCCAAUGCCUGCUGUGAGCAACUAUUUCCGAAACUAGGAGGCAAAAUAGUUAAUUUUGCUCAGGUGGCUGAACUAAUAAUGAUUUGCAUUUUGUAUUUGGUGGUGAGUGGGAAUCUUAUGGUCCACAGUUUCCCACAAAUGCCAGUGUCAGAGGAAGCCUGGUUUGUGAUUGCUGUAAUGAUGUUGGUCCCAUGUAUUUUUAUACAAAAUCUUCAUAUUGUAUCAAAGCUAAGUCUUCUUUGCUCUGCCGUCCAUCUUGUUGUUCUGUGCGUUGUGAUUACCUACUGUAUGACACAAAUGGGGAAAUGGUCCUGGAGAAAGGUAACAUUUUCAGUGGAUUUUGAAAAGUUUUGGGUUUCUGUGGGGGUGAUAAUUUUCAGUUAUUCGUCACAGAUUUUCCUGCCCACACUUGAAGGCAGCAUGAGAAACAAGAGCAGCUUUGAUUGCAUGUUGAACUGGACUCAUUUGUCUGCAUGUAUCUUUAAAACAGUUUUUGUCCUUGUCUCAUUUUUAACCUGGGGAAAUGAAAUGAAGGAAGUAAUCACAGAUAAUCUGCCAUUCAACUUGCGGAUGUUGGUAAACGUGUGCUUAGUGGGCAAGGCCCUCCUUUCCUAUCCAUUGCCCUUUUAUGCAGCUGUGCAAGUUGUACAAAGUGGUAUUUUCAAUCUUGGAUCAAUGGAUGGAAAUACUCACAUCUGGCCGUUGGUUUUAAGAGCCAGUUUAUUAAUGUUAACCCUCCUAAUGGCUAUGUUAAUGCCACACUUUGCCUUCCUAAUGGGAUUAACAGGCAGUGUUACUGGGGCGGUUAUGACUUUUCUCCUUCCUGCACUUUUUCACUUGAGGCUCCUCUGGGAUAAACUGGGCAAUCUAGAAAGAUUCCUGGACAUUUCUAUUUUUCUCCUUGGAUCACUAUGUGGCCUUUCUGGGAUCUUCUGUUCAGUGAAGGGGUUAAUUGGGGCUUUCAAAAGCAGCUAAAUCCAAGGAAGCAUUUGAUUAGUGCUGCUUAAUCUGGAUCAUAUCCUUAUCAUGUAUAUUUGUCUUCCUAGCGGGAUGCGCAUGCCCUAUGUGUGAGAGCUAUCAUGGGCUGUUAACGAAUAUUUUAUUGGGUGUAGUUCAAUACAAUCAUAUCAUAUCAAAAUAACUAUCUGCCAUAAACUUGCAGCCUGUGGUCCCUGACCAGCUUUGGGCCCAGCAAGAUUAACUUGCCCACAGCAUGUUGGGUGGUAUACAGUAAGUUGCAUGGACUGAAAUGAAGACUUUAGGUGUGUUUUUAUGGCCUUUAAUGAAGGGUUGCUAGAGAUGGAAAGUAUCUUUGUGUGACCCAGAAAAGUACACCCUGGCCCACAACUGACUGAAUGGCAAAUAGUUUUCUUAAUGAUCAUAAUAGUAUUCA
Messenger RNA from Leucoraja erinaceus (little skate), 1612 nucleotides. RefSeq names its product vesicular inhibitory amino acid transporter. Gene Ontology annotation, cellular component: vacuolar membrane. The annotation marks the transcript as partial. NCBI's taxonomy places the organism in Eukaryota, Metazoa, Chordata, Chondrichthyes, Rajiformes, Rajidae. Gene Ontology annotation, molecular function: amino acid transmembrane transporter activity. The transcript has a single exon. Gene Ontology annotation, biological process: amino acid transmembrane transport. The record is from RefSeq and is a predicted model, not a curated record.